Messenger RNA from Eleginops maclovinus (Patagonian blennie), 892 nucleotides. RefSeq names its product MORN repeat containing 2 (gene morn2). The record is from RefSeq and is a predicted model, not a curated record. The transcript has 6 exons. NCBI's taxonomy places the organism in Eukaryota, Metazoa, Chordata, Actinopteri, Perciformes, Eleginopidae. Bases 1 to 420 code for a protein of 139 amino acids.
AUGCCGGAAAAUGUUAAAACUCAAGGGGAAGGACCUAUUAAGGUAUCCUACAUUUUUCCCAAUGGUGACAUAUAUGAGGGGGAGUGCAGCAGGUGUGCAGGUGUGAUGAUGAGAAGCGGUACCGGUACACAAACCUCAGCAGAUGGCAUCAUGUACACAGGAGAGUGGCUGGAAGACAAAAUGCAUGGCAGAGGGACCCUGAAUCAUCCCUCUGGAGCACACUAUGAAGGAGAAUUCAAAGACAACAUGUACUAUGGCACGGGAACAUACACCUUUCCAGAUGGCUCUACUUACAAGGGUCACUUCAACAAUAACAGGUUGGAGGGAGACGGGUCGUUCACUGACAUCCAGGGACUAGUAUGGACUGGGGAGUUCCAUGGCAAAGCAGCGCUGGGCCUGAAAAUGCAGCACAACAUUUAGGCAAAACAUCAUUGUACUGGAAUGUCUAAAUCACUCUUUAUGUACAUUUCAAAUUUACAUUAUAUAGGUAAAGACUCAUCUAAAAUACUGAUUUUUGUUGUACUUAAUUCUGACAAAGACCUUAAAGGGGGCCCAUUAUGCUCAUUUUUAAAUUCAUAUAUGUAUUUUGUGUCUCCACUGUGACUGAUUUACAUGUUUUAAUGUCCAUACAGUUCUGUUUUUCCUUAUACUGCCUGUGCUGCAGCACCUAUUUUCCCCCUCUGUCUGAAACCAGACAGCUCGCCCUAUCGUAAGCAUGUUUGCUGCAGUUAUUUCAUUGCUUUGACUAUACUGUAUAUUGAGGGAUGAAUAAAGGGCAUUUUUACAUCCUUACACCACUAGCCAAUCCCAAAGGGGGUAUGUUCACUACAGCUGUACCCGCUCCGGUGGAACAUUGGCCUGAGGAAAAGUGUGAUGCCAGUGUGUGGUCACU